This is a messenger RNA of Botrytis fragariae, 599 nucleotides long. Its product is annotated as putative vacuolar atpase protein. Gene Ontology annotation, cellular component: vacuolar proton-transporting V-type ATPase complex. NCBI's taxonomy places the organism in Eukaryota, Fungi, Ascomycota, Leotiomycetes, Helotiales, Sclerotiniaceae. The coding region runs from base 201 to 560 and encodes 119 amino acids. Gene Ontology annotation, biological process: proton transmembrane transport. Gene Ontology annotation, molecular function: proton-transporting ATPase activity, rotational mechanism. The record is from RefSeq and is a predicted model, not a curated record. The transcript is spliced from 6 exons.
CAGGGGUCUCUACACUGCACCAGGAGAGCUUGUUGCAUCUGUUGGAGCUAUCUAAGCUUGAACCACUCCAAAUCCAACGUUAACUCUCCACUUUCUUCUUGCGCGACGCUGAUAACGAUUCGAAGACACGAUUGAUAUUUGAAAGAGAAGAUACCUUGAACUUAUUGUAUUGUUUUUGCAGAGAACAAUCGGAUUUGAAGAUGUCGGCACAGAAUUCGGCGGGUAUUCAGACGUUGCUUGAUGCAGAGAGAGAUGCGCAGAAGAUUGUUCAGAAAGCUAGAGAAUACCGCACAAAACGUGUAAAGGAAGCAAGAGACGAGGCAAAGAAGGAAAUCGAUGCGUAUAGAAAUGAAAAGGAAGAUGAGUUCAAGAAGUUUGAGGCAGAGCACACGAGCGGCAACAAGAAGGCAGAAGAAGAUGCCAACAAGGAUGCUGAGAUCAAGUUGAAGGAGAUCAAGGAAGCAGGCAAGAAGGGGGAGGGUCAGGUUAUAUCGGAUCUAUUGAAGGCAGUCUUCGAUGUUAAGCCUGUUGUACCUGAACGUGUUGAAGGACCAAAAUAGGGCACUCAAUCUUGAGUUUGUUUGAGGGGAGAGGUCGAG